UAUGAAAAAUUAUUGAACACCGAAGCAACGCCACCGCGAAGGCCUCUCUCUCUCUCUUUUAUCUCCAAUUCAAUCAAGCUCGAUUCUCGCAAAAUUUCUCGCCCAAAGAAACCAGUUUCCUUUUUCGUUAAUCGGACUUUUGGGUCAGUUUUCAACUCAGUUCGGUUCGCGCGUCGAUUAGUUUCUGCUCAACUCUCCUGUAGGACUGAUGGCUAAGAGCUACUUCAAGCAAGAGCAUGAUCUUGAAAAAAGAAAAGCAGAGGCUGCAAGGAUUAGGGAGAAAUACCCUGAUAGGAUUCCGGUUAUUGUGGAGAAGGCAGAAAGAAGUGACAUCCCUAGCAUUGAUAAGAAGAAGUACCUAGUUCCAGCUGACCUUACUGUGGGACAAUUUGUUUAUGUCAUCCGUAAAAGGAUUAAAUUGAGCCCGGAGAAAGCGAUCUUUAUAUUUGUGGACAAUGUCCUCCCUCCUACAGGGGCAAUAAUGUCUGCAAUAUAUGAAGAGAAGAAGGAUGAAGAUGGAUUUCUGUAUGUUACUUACAGUGGGGAGAACACGUUUGGAUUUGGGUUUGGGUGGUAGCUUGGCUUCUGUGAGAGACCUGAGAUUUCUCUCAUUUGUUACACUUAUAUUUUAGAUUCUCGCUAUCUUCUUCUUCUUCUUCUUCUUCUUCUGUUCUCGCUGCCUCUUCCUUUUGCUGCUUGUUCUCACAGUUCAAGGAUUCUGGCAAACUCAUAUCGUGUACAGCUCUACAUAAUGAAUAAAAUUUGUGAAAAAAAAAAACAAUAUCCUCAAUAUUCCCUUUAUAUUUUUUUCUUCCCCCCUCCCUUUUUGUGUGGGGUAUUUCUUCUGUUUUUCUGCCUGUAAGCUGUAAAAGAUCAAAUUUACCUUAAUAAGAUUAGCUUGAGUUUA
Molecule: messenger RNA, 907 nt
Organism: Momordica charantia (bitter melon)
Lineage: Eukaryota; Viridiplantae; Streptophyta; Magnoliopsida; Cucurbitales; Cucurbitaceae
Gene: ATG8F
Product: Ubiquitin-like superfamily protein
Source: RefSeq, a predicted model, not a curated record